AUGUCCUUACUCAAUAGCCAUGCUGAGAUUUGUUCCCAGAGCCCUCCAAAUAUCCGCCUCAGGGCUGGUUUUGAGGAAGUGUAUUACGAAAUGGGAACAUAUCUAGGGGAUAGAGAGGUAGUUUGUGUGCCCAUCAGACCCACGAUAUCAAAACUCCACGAUAUCAAAACUCCAGGAGCGGAGAAGACACUGGCGGCUCCUGGUGACAGCUUUGGAAAGGCAGCAAAGCAGCCUGUUCAAGACCUCCAAUUACUUUUUUUCCUCAUCUUCCCGCCCCCCACCCCCACCCCGCCACAGAUCUGGGAUCUAGAGACGGACAGCUGCUUGUUCACUGCAUCCUCCAAAGCCAGCGGUAUUAAGGGGGACUUCGCAGCCUGCCUCUACCUCCCUGAAUCCAGAUCGCUGUGUGUGGCCACUAACACGGUGGCACUCCUACACCUGAGACUGAGAUCUCCGUCGGAGCCGUGCCUGGUAGUCUCCCACCAAGAGCCUGUGCCGUGCUGCCGCUACAACCCGGCCUUCAGGCAGGUGGUCAGCUGCUCUGAAGCAUCUGUGGUAAAAGUGUGGGACUUCGAAACAGGAAGGCUGUUGUCUGGAUUUACUGGAGCUCAUGGCAAUGCUGGAAUCACAUGUCUGACCUUCGACACCAGUGGAAGAAGGCUAAUCACCGGGGGCAGAGAUGGCUGUCUGAAAAUAUGGAGCUACAACAACGGACAUUGUCUGCACACACUGAAACAGGAUGAAAAGCAAAGUGAAGUCUGUGAUUGCACCUACGUGGAGGUGAACCAAAAUAAGUGUAUCAUAGCUGUUGGAUGGGACAGAAGAAUAAAUGUAUAUUUUGAUGCACCACGUGACUUUCAUCACUUCUGGAAGCCCCAGCCACACUGGCAGGAUGACCUGAACCACGGGCACAAGGAGGACAUCCUGUGUGUGGCUCAGUGCCCACCUUUUCUUCUUGCCACCUCCAGUUACGAUGGGGAGGUCAUCAUUUGGAAUGUCAUCUCAGGCCACAUACACUGCAAGUUGAACACUCCCCCCUGCUCUGAUGAUGCAGAAGAUGGAAAGGGCUCAGACCGGUGUGUUUCCUGCCUCACCUUCCUGAAGUCUCGGGCUGCCAAGUUUGAAUCAGCGGCUGCUUCCCUCAUCACCAAUGGGCCUGGAGGUUCUGUUACCUUCUGGAAGCUGUUUGGUGGGGCCUGUCCCAUUGCAAACUUCACUCCCUCCAGGGACAAAGCGCAGGUCAGCAGCAUCACGGUGACAGCAGGAGAUGCCCUUGCCUACGUGGCUGACCAGGAAGGGUUUGUGCACGUCUAUGACAUCAAAGAGUACGGCCUGCAGGGACCUGAGCUGCAGUCCCCCAAGAAUGUGACAUUCUGGCGGGCCCAUGUCAGUGUGGUGACAUCUCUGGAGCUGAUAGAAGAAAAAUUUCUGCUGUCAUCCUCCCUUGACCACACUGUGCGCCUGUGGAGUGCGGACGGGAAGUACAUAGGAACCUUUGGGCAACAAAGCCCCUGGGAUAUUUUCACUCCUGCCUCCUGGAGCCACCCUAGAGUGCCCUGUGAAAUUUUGACAGAUCCCCAGAGCACACCUGCUCACCCAGUGCUGGGAGGGGAUGUGGCUGUUCUGCACACAAAGGAGGAGGAACAAGACAAGGUGGUGGAGGAAAAGGCUAAGCCUGAAAUGACCCCUAAUCCUCGCUUUCCAGAAGACCCCAUCCCUGAAGUUGAAAUGAAAGAAGACAUAGAUCAAUGGCUGCCGCUGGACUGGAACCCGCCUUCCAGGAGAACAUGUGGGCUGGGGUGGCCGAGCAUCUACCAGACCCUCCGGUGCCACGAGGUCGCCUGCGUGUCCGCUGUCGGGGAGAAGCCAGACUUGUCUAUUAUUGGCUCGGAUUUGUUUAACGUAAAUUUCCUCGCGAAGGAACAAGAAGGAGGUGAGGCUGCCCAGGAGCACUGAUCACACAGCAGUUUCCCUGUCUGCGCUCUGAAGGCACCAGGUUGCUAUUUUCUUGGCAAGUUCUUCUUUCCCAGUUAACCUAGAUGUCUGAGCGAGAGCCCACGUUGCCCAUCAGGGGCCAGGAAGAAAGACCGAGGAGUGAUUUCGGCCAGUGUGGGCUUCCUCCCAAAGCAAUUAGAGCUUGAAUUGAAGCAAACGAGUCAGAUUCGAGGUGUUCCUUCCUUGGAAGCCAAGAUUUCAUUGAGGGAAGCCAGCGCAGAGCCAACGGGCUGCAGCUCCAACACACCGCAGAUAUCACCAACCACCGCCAUCCGCCGGUGGGAUGGGGCAGCGGACAGGAAAGGGAGGCUGCUGGGAAAAAACCGACAGUUUCGAAAAGUUUGUCUUAUACCAGGCAAGCCACGGUUAAUCGCUGGAAUGUAUUAUCUCCUUUAUUCCUA
This is a messenger RNA of Mustela erminea (ermine), 2396 nucleotides long. RefSeq names its product WD repeat-containing protein on Y chromosome-like. NCBI's taxonomy places the organism in Eukaryota, Metazoa, Chordata, Mammalia, Carnivora, Mustelidae. The coding region runs from base 1 to 1956 and encodes 651 amino acids. Gene Ontology annotation, molecular function: protein binding. The transcript is spliced from 17 exons. The record is from RefSeq and is a predicted model, not a curated record.